Monoraphidium neglectum is the source of this 244-nucleotide messenger RNA. RefSeq lists its product as hypothetical. The record is from RefSeq and is a predicted model, not a curated record. The annotation marks the transcript as partial. Lineage: Eukaryota; Viridiplantae; Chlorophyta; Chlorophyceae; Sphaeropleales; Selenastraceae. The transcript has a single exon.
GCGCGCCCAGAAGCAGGGGGCAGACGCGGUCGCCCUGGACAUGGGCGAGUGGCGCCUCCCGGGGCUGGAGUCCUGCGCGUCCUUGCGCGCCCCCCUGUCGCGCGCCCCCACGCGCGGCGGCGCCGCCGCCGCCGCUGCGGCGCCGCGACGAUCGGCGCCGCGCGCGGUCGGGGAGGCGGCGGAGGGCGGCGGCGCUGCGGCGCGCUGGGCCGACGAAGACGACGUCUUCGGCGCCGCGGGCGGC